GCGGGCCUGCGCCCAGAGCUGCAGGCCUUCCACUCCCUCGGCCCGCCGCCGCCAGCGGCAGCCGCGGGCGGCCGCGUGCAGAGGCUGCCCAGGCAUACACAGCUACAACUUGCUCCGCCACUUCAAAGUAGGGAGCACCCGCGGCGGCCGGUGCGGGCGCCCGGCCGCCAGUUCGAGGCGGCGGCGCCGCCGCCCGCAGCGGAAUUGGAGCAGUCGGAGAAGGAUUCGCGCCUCGUGGAGCUCAUGGCGCUGGCCUCCGCGCACCGGGGCCUGGAGCUCGAGGCCGAGGCCGCGGCCGGCCUGCUCGAGGAGUCCGGCUGGGACGUGGGCGCGGCGCUCGCCAGGCUCUGCGGCGCGGCGGGCCGCCGAAGCGGUGGAGGCGGCCGACCGGGCCGCCGCCUGCCGACCUCCCUGGACUCCCUGGAGGGUCGGCUCACGAUGCCCGGCGCGGCCGUGCGCAGAGUGCUGCAGCAGGAGGAUGACGAGUCUGACUUCGAUGACGACUACGACGAUCUCGACGACGCGGCAGCCCACGCGGCGGCCCGCGCAGCCGAGCGAGCGGCGCGGCGGGCGCUACGGGAGGCUCCCCACGGCGGGUACCCGUCGAGGCUCCUGGCGCCGCCGGAGCCCCUCUCGCCGCCGCACCUGCCGGGCGGCGGCGGCCCGGCGCCGUUCGACCUGGGCACUGGCUUGUUCAGCCCGCGCGCGUUCCACAGCCUGGUCCACAGCCAGCUCCACGGCGAGAUGGCCCUUUCGGCGCUCGGCAUCGGCAGGGGGCCGUUCGACCAGAUGGGGCUCAGCAUGCAACAGGACGGGCUGCUGCUUGACUUCCUGAACGUCCUCGCUGCGGAGGACGACGCCGACUUGCGCACCGCCAUACGAAGGUCGGCAGACGAGGCCUACUCCGGCGGCUUCGGGGCGCCGCCGGCCGACGAGGCGGCGCUGGCGCGCUCGACGAGUACGCGGCUCUACGAGGGGCCCGGGGCCGACGGGGCGCCAGGCCAGUGCGCCAUCUGCCUCUCCGACUUCGAGAGGGGCGAGAGCCUCCGCGCGCUGGGGUGCCGCCACGAGUUCCACACGGCCUGCGUGGACCAGUGGCUUUCCAAGAGCGGGCUCUGCCCCUGCUGCAAGCUCCACGUUGACUGA
Molecule: messenger RNA, 1146 nt
Organism: Prorocentrum cordatum
Lineage: Eukaryota; Dinophyceae; Prorocentrales; Prorocentraceae
Source: the annotation of a GenBank genome assembly